Messenger RNA from Trichophyton benhamiae CBS 112371, 3234 nucleotides. RefSeq lists its product as uncharacterized. Lineage: Eukaryota; Fungi; Ascomycota; Eurotiomycetes; Onygenales; Arthrodermataceae. Gene Ontology annotation, molecular function: protein binding; nucleic acid binding. Gene Ontology annotation, cellular component: PAN complex; P-body. The record is from RefSeq and is a predicted model, not a curated record. Gene Ontology annotation, biological process: nuclear-transcribed mRNA poly(A) tail shortening. The coding region runs from base 1 to 3234 and encodes 1077 amino acids. The transcript is spliced from 3 exons.
AUGCUCAUUAUAGAUCUGGACAAAGGCACUGUGGUGGAGAAAAUACCUGCCGAAGCAAACUAUACCAUCAUGAAGAAAUCUCGACAUCUCUGCGCUGCCACGGACGCAGGGUCGGUUCACGUCCUCAGCUUGACGGACUAUAGUCUGCUGAAGAGCUGGAAGGCCCAUGGUGCGGUUAUCAAUGAUAUGGAUGCCCGCAACGACUUUCUGGUCACAUGCGGCUUUUCCGUACGGCAUAUUGGAACGCCCAUUGUCGACCCUCUUGCAAACGUGUACGACCUGAAAUCACUCACCCCGUUAUCCCCUGUCCCCUUUCACGCCGGAGCAGCAUAUGUGCGUAUGCAUCCCAGACUACAAACAACAAGCUUCAUCGCCUCUCAGUCCGGCCAACUACAAGUCGUCGACCUCAUGAAUCCGAAUUCCAUCAGCCUUCGCCAGGCAAAUGUCAGCUUCAUGCUGGGCAUGGAGAUUUCACCAUCCGGCGAAGCCCUAGCCGUCAAUGAUGCGGAGUGCUCAGUCCAUCUCUGGGGGUCUCCUGCAAAAAUCCACUUCAAUGAAAUGAGCAAGGAAACUGAAUUCCCUGACGUCACUCCCCGACCACCAAUGCUAGAUUGGUCCGCAGAUACCCCAUUGAAUGUGAUUGGUAUGCCAUAUUAUCAUGACCGCCUUCUUUCAGCCUGGCCCAGCCAUCUUGUUUUCGAGGUAGGAAGUAUUCCUAAACAGGUGGAUCCGGCCAUCAUCCCCUACCUGCACCCAAGCGAUAUGGGUCAAUAUGCCCCAAACCCACGGAAGACGCAUAGAUAUCAGGUCGAGAAUACCCGGUGUCAACCCACCACUGAAACUGCACUUGCAGCUCCCAAGUUCCUAAGUGAAAAGGCCAGAGCACAUACCAAGUCCAAGUCCCUUGGUGAUAAAGAGCCUUUGGAUGACUUAGAUGGUUUAAAGAUCAACGGGGAAGCGGAAAACGACCCUCUGUUGAAAUAUAGUAAUGUAGAAAUCAAAUAUAGCAAGUUUGGCGUCGAUGAUUUUGAUUUCAGGUAUUACAACAAGACAAACUUCUCCGGUCUAGAAACACACAUCUCCAACUCGUUCACAAACGCACUCCUCCAGCUAUUUAAAUUCAUCCCACUCGCCAAAAACCUCGCCCUUCAUCAUGCUGCGACAAACUGCAUCUACGAAAACUGUCUUCUCUGUGAGAUGGGAUUUCUCUUUGACAUGCUAGACAAAGCAAACGGCCAAAGCUGUCAAGCAACAAACUUACUCAAAACGUUCAGCGGGUUCAGAGAAGCAGCUAACCUCGGCCUCUUGGAAGAAAAUCUCAGCAACAAGUCCCUCGCUUCCACCAUCCAAUCCGUCAACCGGUUCUUCUUAAAUCAGAUAUCCAACGACUACAGACUUCUAUACCCGGGCUCCGAUCAACUAGAUCAAGUACUUGCCACUUCAGCAAUAGAGUCAGUCCGAUGCAUGUACUGCCGUAACGAAAUUGUUCGCGCAGGCAACACCUUCGUAAGCGAACUGAUAUACCCAGCCGUCGACAUCAAGCAGGCAGCACGUAACCCAGCAUGCCGAUUCUCCAACAUUCUUCGCGCUAGUAUUGAGCGUGAAGCCCAAAAUCGCGGCUGGUGCAGUACCUGCAGACGAUACCAACAAGUCGCCAUUAGAAAAACAGUUGAGAGAAUGCCAAUGGUCCUCAUGAUUAACGCGGCUAUUAAUAAUCCCGUCUGCAGACAGUUCUGGUCCAUUCCCGGCUGGCUGCCUGAGGAAGUCGGGGUUAUCACCGACGGUAAACAGAUGCGAUGUUUUGAAGGAGCAGAGCUUCAAGCGCAGAAACGUGAAAAGACGCCUAACUUGCUGGUAUAUCAGCUUGUUGGUUUAGUUGCUGAGAUUGAUGUUGUGGAGCAAAAGAAGCCUCAUCUAGUGUCUUUCAUUGAUGUGGCUAUCUCUGCGACCACACCAACAGAGGAGAGCAAAUGGCAUCUCUUCAACGACUUCCUUGUCACUGAAGUUGAUAAAAAUGAGGUGUUAUCAUUCAAGCAGCCGUGGAAGCAACCGUGUGUGCUGUCCUACCAAAUAUCAACUGCCAGACACGGGGUUGAUGACUCGUGGAAGAACGCCUUGGACACCACUCUACUUUUCUACGAGUGGUCUAUGAAUAACUGUCGCCCAAUCGAGUCGUGUCAGGUGUUGAAACCAGAUGAGAAGCCUACUCCAGGAACUGCCAUUGCUCUGGACACUGAAUUCGUAGACUUGGAAAAGGCAGAAAUCGAAGUCAAAGCCGACGGAACCCACGAGAUGAUUCGACCCAGCAAGAGUGGUCUCGCUCGUGUUUCCGUUAUUCGGGGUAACGGUACCCUCGAAAGCUCCCCCUUUAUCGACGAUUAUAUCACCAUCAAAGACCCCAUUGUCGACUAUGUCACUCAAUACUCAGGCAUCAAACCUGGAGACUUAGACCCACGAACAAGUGCACACAACCUCGUUCCGCUUAAGGUAGCGUAUAAGAAGCUAUGGCUCCUACUUAACCUAGGUUGCGUCUUCGUCGGCCACGGACUGGCGUCUGAUUUCCGGAAAAUCAACAUUCAAGUCCCCAAGGCCCAAACAAUCGAUACCCAAUACCUGUUUUUCCACCCCUCUAAAAAUCGCCGACUGAGUCUCCGAUAUCUUGCCUGGGCUGUCUUUAAAGAAUACAUCCAGGAAGAAAACCCUAGUCCCUCACCAAAGACGUCAGCAGCAACCCCUGACAUCCCCACAUCAAAUCCGACUUCAACUCCCGCCACUUCCACCGCUGAAGGCCAUGAUUCCAUCGAAGACGCACGUAUGGCCCUGCGACUAUGGAAGAAAUUCCAAGAAUACGAAGAUGCAGGCAUUGUCAAUCAAAUGCUUGAAGAAAUCUUCCGUGAAGGUGUAAAACAUGGGUUCCGUCCUCCGCCCCGUCAUCAACCGCAAUCAGCUGGAGUCCCCGCAUACCAACCCUCAAACUCUGGGCUAGCAGUGUACAACCAUAAAAUGUCAGGGCCAGUCACAGCAGCCUCGUUAUCUUCCCCUCCAAGUGGACGGAAUACGCCAGACGCAGGGCCAGGAGGCGGCGCAUUGGGUACAAACGGUGGUGUAGGCGAUAAUCCACCGACAACUCCACGUCAGAUGUUCCGACGAUCUACAGCAUUAACUCCGACGAGCAGCAGUUAUUCGGGGGCUGUUGGAAAGUAUCCCAUGUUUGGAGGGAGCCCCAUGCGUUAA